AUGCGGAACCGACUGGAGAAGUACCAGCAAGAAGCCCAGGAGAAUCUCCAGGAAGCCCAACGUAACCAGAAGAGGUGGGCCUGGCAUGAGCGAGCAGACCACAAGAGGGUGCUGUUUGUCCAGUACGUGGAGGAAGAGCCGAGAGCCAGAAGAGCUGUUGCAGGCAUGGAAUGUGCUGCCUAUUUGGAUGAUGUUGUCAUUUUUAGUAACACCUGGCAGCAACAUCUGGAGCACCUGCAUCGUGUCCUUGAGACGAUCCAGCAGGCGGGCCUGACGCUGAAUGUGCAGAAGUGUGAGUGGGCAAGAGCUGAAACAAGGCCCCUGACUUCCAAAAGCGCUUUCUUGUCGAGGUGGAUGCUUCCGGAUGUGGCCUGGGAGCCGUCCUCGCACAAGGAGAACGAGGUGAAGAACAGCCUGUCCUAUUCCUCAGUCGAAAACUACUGCCACGAGAAACAAGAUCACAGAGCACUGACGUGGAUAAACACCAUGAAGAACAAGAAUGCCCGGGUGACAAGAUGGUACUUGGAGUUGCAGCCUUUCCAGUUCUGUGUCCGUCACAAGCGAGGCCAGCAGAAUGUUGUCGCUGACUACCUGUCCAGGCUGCCCAGUAUUGCCACCCUAGGUGAGGAGGGCGGUAAUGUCACACGGAGCUCUUUCGGUACCAGGCACCAAUGCACCACACCACACACAAACACCUGACUCCACCAUUACACACCGUACAUGUUGAGCUACUGCUAGUUACCAGCCAAGCUAACUUUGUGGGUGCACACACAAGUUGUGUAGUAGCAGUUUUUCAUAAAAGUACCUCAUAGUUAAGAAUCAGACAUGGGUAUCAAUAUUGUCUUUAAUAACUUAUCUGAGCGUGGUGAGUGGGAGCCACGUUUGUUUGUUUGUUUGUCUUCUCUCUCUCUGGCAGCACUUCCGGGUGACUAAAGGACCCGAGCUGUGGAGGCCAGCUGGCUUUGUAGUGCCAGCCUCAUUAUGAUCUGUGAUUUCAUCCAAUUGUUGUUAAUUAAGUGUAAAUUAAGAGUUGUGAAGAAAUCAGGGUUUUGUAAUGUGAAUGGAUGUGUGGUAUGUAAAAUGGGUAACCUUUUGGCUAUUUUGAAAUCUUGCCAUUGUUUUGCAAAUGGGAGAUUAGUGGGGUUUUGUAUGUGUACAGCUGUUUGGGGUUAAUUGUAGGGGAGGGGCUUGUGGUAUUUAAGACCUCAGAAAGAGGUAGCUGGCGGCCCAUUUCCAUUGCAGUCUGGUUUGUGGUGCUGGGUUGUGCAGUUUUGCUCUUCAGACUGGCAAGUUUUUCUUUCCUUCUUAGAUACAUAUUGUUUUUCUUUUCUUAGUUCAUAGGCCUACAAUAUUUUGUACAGUUUGGAAACUUCAACUUUAUUUUUGUUUCUUUUAUUUUUGGUCACUUGCUCACUUUUGGAGAACCUUGGACUGCAAAUAAAACAUUCCUAGCACUGGAGUUGCAAAUCUUGGCUGAGUCAUCAUUUCGUCACAGAACCCAUGU
Molecule: messenger RNA, 1504 nt
Organism: Alosa alosa (allis shad)
Lineage: Eukaryota; Metazoa; Chordata; Actinopteri; Clupeiformes; Clupeidae
Exons: 5
Coding region: 1-699 (232 amino acids)
Source: RefSeq, a predicted model, not a curated record